AUGCCCCGCCCCAGCGUCCACUCCUACAACGCCAUGCUCUCCGGGUACGCGCGUCUGGCACUCGCGGCACCCGCUGCUGAGGUCUUUGCUGCUAUGCCGCACCGGGAGCUCGUCUCCUACAAUGCUGUUAUGCUUGCGCUGGGGCGCGGUGGCGAGGCGCAGGGAGCCAUGGAGCUGUACUCCGAGCUCCGGAACAUGUACCCUUCCCUUGGGUACAACCAUCACACCUUCUUAGCACUCCUUGUGGCCUGUGCUGAGCUCAUGGACAGGGAGCUUGCCAUGCAACUCCAUGGCCAUUUGGUGGUUCUCGGGUUCUUGUCUGAUGUCAACAUUGCCAGCUCUCUUCUUGAUGUGUACAGUAAAUGCGGUUGCGUUGAUGAUGCUAGGAAUAUUUUUGACGAAAUGCUUAUCAAAGAUGGGCAUAUGUGGACAAUGAUAGUUUGUGCAUGUGCUGAAGAUGGCCAGUUGGCUACUGCUCGUCAGCUUUUCGAUCAGAUGCCAGAGAAGAAUGUAUCUUCAUGGAAUGCCAUCAUCAAGGGAUAUGUUUUCCACGGGAAGCCUGUGGAAGCACUAGAUAUAUUUCAACACUUGAUGAGGGAAUGUUUGCAGCCAGAUCAAUUCACCUUUGGUAGUUGUCUGAGUGCUUGUGCAGCUAUGCCUAUGCAUUCACUGAAACUUGGGCAGCAGAUCCAUGGAAUGUUACUAAGAAGUGGCUUUGAUCUAAGUGCAAUCAUCAUUAGCUCACUCAUUGACAUGUAUUCAAAAUGUGGCUAUUUGGAUGGCGCCAUACAGGUGUUUGAACUAACAGGCAGGGAAAUGAAGGGUGCUAUGUUAUGGAACGGCAUGCUCUUGCUGCCAUUGCAACCUAGUUGA
This is a messenger RNA of Setaria italica (foxtail millet), 873 nucleotides long. Its product is annotated as pentatricopeptide repeat-containing protein At2g21090-like. Lineage: Eukaryota; Viridiplantae; Streptophyta; Magnoliopsida; Poales; Poaceae. The coding region runs from base 1 to 873 and encodes 290 amino acids. Gene Ontology annotation, molecular function: protein binding; RNA binding. Gene Ontology annotation, biological process: RNA modification. The transcript has 2 exons. The record is from RefSeq and is a predicted model, not a curated record.